GCGAACUGCUGUGUCCCCAGAAUUGACAAGGGAUCGAAGGGAGAGUCACUGAAGCAUUUGCACCGGGACCGUUAUAUUGUCAUCAAACCACCUGUUAUAGGGAGGGAGGCCUCUGUUCCGCCAUCCCUCCCACAAAAUAGUAUGGGACGGAGUUUCUUUGGAGUACGCUAAUCGGGAUAAGACAGAGUGCCCUAGAGUAAACUGACGCAUGCGAGCCAGCAAGUUGACAGACAUAACAAAACUUGCGUCAACAGGGGACAGUCCUACUAGGAAUUACGGACGUUGAGUAGAUAGCUGGUCCUGCAAAAUGAAAUUCGCGGAGCACCUUUCGUCCCAUAUUACUCCAGAAUGGAGGAAACAGUACCUUCAAUAUGAGGCGUUCAAGGAUAUGCUGUAUGCGGCCCAGGACCAGGCCCCAUCCAUAGAAGUCACAGAUGAAGACACUGUCAAGAGAUACUACGCCAAGUUUGAGGAGAAGUUUUUUCAGAAUUGUGAGAAGGAGCUUUUGAAGAUCAACACAUUUUAUUCAGAGAAACUUGCGGAAGCCCAGAGGCGUUUCGCCACCCUGCAGAAUGAGCUGCAGUCGUCUCUGGAUGCGCAGCGUGAGAGCAAUGCGCCAGGUCUGCGGAAACGCAAGACAGUGUUCCACCUUUCCCAGGAGGAGCGCUGCAAACACCGCAACAUCAAGGACCUACAGCUGGCCUUCUCCGAGUUCUACCUCAGCCUCAUCCUACUGCAGAACUACCAGAAUCUGAACUUCACAGGCUUCCGUAAGAUCCUGAAGAAGCAUGAUAAGAUCCUGGAGACUCCCCGUGGGGCUGACUGGCGCGUGGCCCACGUGGAGGUGGCCCCCUUCUACACCUGUAAGAAGAUCACCCAGCUCAUUUCUGAGACUGAGGCUGUGGUGACCACAGAGCUGGAGGGAGGGGACCGUCAGAAGGCCAUGAAGAGGCUGAGAGUGCCUCCACUGGGGGCAGCACAGCCUGCUCUAGCCUGGACUACCUUCCGCGUUGGCCUAUACUGUGGGGUCUUCAUCGUCCUCUCUAUCUCCUUCAUCCUCAGUGGUGCUGUACUCAUCCGGUAUGAGAACGUGUGGCCUCUGGUGCGUAUCUACCGUGGUGGCUUCCUGCUGAUUGAGUUCCUCUUCCUGUUGGGCAUUAACACGUACGGCUGGCGCCAGGCGGGGGUCAACCACGUGCUCAUCUUUGAGCUGAACCCUCGCAGCAACCUCUCCCACCAGCACCUGUUUGAGAUUGCAGGGUUCCUGGGGGUGCUGUGGUGUAUGAGCAUCCUGUCCUGUCUGUACUCUGAGUACACCAUGCUGCCAAUGCAGGUCAACCCCCUCAUCCUCUACGGCUUCAUGCUCCUCUUCCUCAUCAACCCCUUCAAGACUGGCUACUACAAGUCCCGCUUCUGGCUGCUCAAACUGCUGUUCCGUGUGUUCACUGCGCCGUUCCACCGCGUGGAGUUUGCAGACUUCUGGCUGGCCGACCAGCUCAACUCUCUGGUGAUUGUACUGAUGGACCUGGAGUAUCUCAUCUGCUUCUACAGCUUCGAGCUCAAAUGGACCGACCGCAAAGGCCUCCUGCCCAUGUUCAACAGUGAUUACACAUGCCACAGUUACUCCUAUGGUCUCCGUGCCAUCAUCCAGUGUCUGCCUGCUUGGUUCCGUUUCGUGCAGUGCCUCCGUCGGUACCGAGACACCAAGCGAGCUUUCCCUCACCUGGUCAACGCUGGCAAAUACUCCACCACCUUCUUUGUGGUCACCUUCGCUGCACUCUACAGCACCCACAAAGAACAAAAGCAUUCCGAUGCAGACAUGUUCUUCUACCUGCUGAUGGUGUUCUCAGCCGUCAGCUCCCUGUACACUCUGAUCUGGGACCUGAAGAUGGACUGGGGCCUGUUUGACCGUGGAGCAGGGGAGAACACCUUCCUUAGGGAGGAGAUUGUCUACCCACAGAAAGCGUACUACUACUGUGCCAUCAUAGAGGACGUGAUCCUGCGUUUCGCCUGGACCAUCCAGAUCUCCCUAACCACCAUGACCAACAUCCCCUCUGUGGGAGACAUCGUGGCCACCGUUCUGGCUCCUCUAGAGGUGUUCAGGCGUUUUGUCUGGAACUUCUUCCGUCUGGAGAAUGAGCACCUGAAUAAUUGUGGUGAGUUCCGUGCCGUGAGGGACAUCUCGGUGGCUCCGCUGAACGCUGACGACCAGACGCUGCUGGAGCAGAUGAUGGACCAGGAGGACGGAGUCAGAAACCGUCAGGGCAAGAAGAGCUGGAAACGCAGCUACAGCCUGUCUCUACGGCGCCCCCUGCUGUCCUCUCAAUCAUCCAAGAAGGACACCAAGGUGUUGAUAGAGGACACGGAUGAUGAGGCCUUCAGCUGAGCCCAAAGCACCAGCUCAACAACCCCAGUGAUCACUCCAUCACAGAGCUGCCUCACACACACACACACAAAACACGCACACACACACACACAUGCACACACACACACACAGGCAGACACAGGUAGACACACAGGCAGACACAAACAUACACACUAAUACAUACAAAGAAACACACAACAAUUCAGUGGCACACAAACAGAUUAAUUUAUUCAAGCACAAUGAGGUGGGAUUACACACACACACACACACACACACACACACACACACACACACACACACACACACACACACACACACACAGUUUUGAGUUAUUCAGACAAAGAGGGAUACACACAGAAACAUAUUUGAAAACCCACCAAGCACUGGGAUUUUCCUAUCAGUACUUUUAUUUUUUAACAGACUUUAUGUUGAUACUUUUUUGUUUGUAUAUUUGUUUUUGUAGUUCUUUGCCAUUUUUGGAGAUGUAUUAGAGAACAAACGACUGUUUACAUGCAUUUAUUAUAUUAGGAUCAACAGGGAGAAGAAAUAUUUAUCAAAAAGACUAAUAAUAAUAACAAGCCUGAGCAUGGACUCUGGAACAUUUACCACAGCAUAUCAACAACAUCAACUGGUUUCAACCUGUUGCUUCUUUUUUCUACUCCACUUACUGGGUUGAUUUUGUUUAUUGAGUUGUAAUAAUAAAGUCAGUGUAAAACCCUGGCGGCACUUGCAGGAAAAGUGCAUUUAAUACAAACAAACAAAAACAACUUGUACAAAAAUAUAAUUUAAACAUAUUUUAGUCUGUGAAAGUUGCUUUGUAUAUUUGUUCAUGUGCACUACUAUGUACUCCAUGUAUUAUUUAGAAGGAGAAUAGCUCAAGCAUCUGUGCAAUGAUACGUAUGUGUUUCUCAAUGGUGGGAAUGUUGAAUUAGACUUAUGCCGUGUUUUCUAAGAGCUACUGUUUCCCCUCUUGUCCUGUGUGGAAGACUAAGAACACUUCAAGUGGCUCAUUCUCCCUCUCAUAUAAACUUUUCCUACAGAUCAGUUAGCCAGCCCAUGUUACAACUUCAAAGUUCUGCAAAAACAAACAAGUCAAUUAUCUAAUUAGCUUAGUUCAAGUGCCCUACAUGUUCAUAACUGUACUUUGCUUUUCUGCUAAAGCGUUAUUUUAAUGUUGUUCACUCGCAUAGCAUCAAUCAUCUAGCUAGCCUGAGAAGAAUAGUCUGUUUGUUGUACUGUGCAGCUGAGUUGAGAUGUCUGAGAGUCUCGUGCAUUUCUCUACCCUUUAAGAAUACUUUCCCAUUCUCUCUUUUUAUUGCUCAACAACUAAAACAGCACUGUGACCAUUUUUGAUUGCAGUGUUUUCUACUGAUUGUGUGGGGCACUUUGUAUUUUUUCUGUUGUUCUGCUUUCUCAGAAGCAGUGGAGAUCAGCGAGAUCAGCUGACAGUGAUCAGGGUUUUCCACUGGGGUUCCUCUGACUGUAAUACCGCCCAAGUAGGUCAUGUGGCAUCUUCACAGGAUAUUGAUUUCGUCUGCUGAGAUGGGUUUUCCAUAGGAGGGAUGUCCUGGCUAAACAGGAGAUCCUCAUCUGUCAUGUCUGCUAGCACUUUCACUAUCCAAAUAACAGUCCACACCCUGACCUCUGUCAUUUUUCCUCUGAAAUAUCUACGGACUUUACAACAUAGCUGCUGCAUCACCUCUUUGAAUACAGAAUGCAUGCGUCAUGUACAGUAUCAUAGGCCCUGGGACUCUGCGUGUGUCAGGGUUUUGAGUGGUAGGGUUUGUCAGGCCUGUUGACUAGAACAGGGACCAAGUGAGUGAGUCGUAUACCUGCUGUGUCAAGUGAUCUUUAAUCCUGGAAAGACUUUGCUGUGAAACAGUAGUUCUCAGAUCAGAUAGCCGUGAUUAAAUAGGCCCGUCCUCCUUGGGUUGUAGACCUGCAGUAUUUACUCUGUUGUUUAGGACUGGGUUAGCUCACAGUUUCAAGUCUCAGUGCCCAAAAAUGAUGUUGAAGGUGAGGUUGAUUUCAAUUAUCAACUCAUUCUACAGUACAUUUCUGUUUCUCAUGCUUUUAUGGCAAUGCACUCAUCAACAAAACUCAUGAUUUUGCUUUAAUGUAUGUUGUUCCUUGAUUAACAUUAGUACUUUUUAUUACUUGGUUUCGCCAAGAAAAAGAACCCCAUGGAAAUUGUUCAACUGGCAUCCAUUGUUAGUGCUCUUUUUGUUUGUUCAUUUUGUUACAUGCAUGCUUUACUUAUAUCAUUUACAAGCACAAUCUAUCGGCUGUAACUUUGAAGCGGGUAAGCCCCUUAUCGUGGACCUCGUGGCUUUUCAAAGGAAGGAUAAGUGUGUGUGUUGUUGACUGCUUUCUCCCCACUCCCUGUGUGUGACACCCUCUCUCUUUCACCCUGGGGCUCAACUGUGUUUACACAAUGCAGUAGUUGAUGUACAGUGUUGAUGUGUUGAUCAAUCAGCAUGAGCUUGUCUUGCCUUCCUCUUAGCUUUUCUUUACUAUUUAGACUGUUGACGCGUCUAAUGAGAAAUCACAGUUGGAGUCCCAGUGUAAAAUAUUUGUUUAAAUUGCAAAGUUCAUAGGCUACAAAAUGUUGUAAAUGUGUAAGAGCACCAUCAACAACAAGAAAUACACACAAUGUCGUGUGCCUUUGAGAUAGAUUUCUUCCAUUACUGUGGUGAUGAUGCAGUUAGACAUAUGGAAAUUAUGGCUGUGCAAUGAAGUCUGGUAGUGAUGGAAACCACUAUCACAAAACACACAAUUCAAUUAUCUAACUACUGAUUGUGUCCUCUUUGUUGGAAGAAUAGUUGCUUCCACUUUCUUCCCACACUCACUACAAAUAUGGAACAGGCUAGUCAACCAGUCUUUCCACCAAAGAGCACCCUGCUGCAAGGUCGCCUUUGGCAUUUCAGUCCUUUUGAAGUGAUGGAGAGCUCUUCUACCCCUCAAAACACACACAGAUACACACUGUUUAAUCUAGUCUAAAAAUGUAACACUGUCCUCUUUUGACAGAGACCACAAACUCCUCCCUCCCAACUUCAUGAGAUUGUUUUAGUAUCACUCUGACAAUUGUCUUGCCUGCAUGCUGCUUUUGUUUUCCAUUGUACAUAUCUGAAUGAUUUUGUUAAUUAUCUGGAGAAUACUGUAAAUUCUAGCUGUACUGUUAAAUCUUGAUUACAUACAUUGUUUUUCAUUUAGCUUUAGAACAAGCAGUAUUCCAGGUGUUGAGGAGCAUUUUGAUUGUUCACAAUCCUGCAUUCUUUAAGUGUAAAACCUGUUGAAUUGUGUUUGUUAAAAAAAAAGAGAAAAAGUAGAAAGUGAACCUGGAUUGUGAUUGGCUGUAUCUUGUUGGUGUUUCCAUAUUCUUUCCUGGCUCCCUCAUCCUCAGGGUUUGCGUCCAGGGCUACUGGAGGGAGGGGACUAGGGGUUGACAACCCUCAGUCAAGCGAGUGAUGACACUAACAAGAUACUAAUGGUUUCCUAAGAUGUUACCUUGGAAGCAUUCUAAUGCAUAUGACUGCUUAGCAGUUAUUCACUAAUUUAUGUACAACUGAGCCAUUUUUAAUGUCAAGAUAUGGUUAGAAAGUGAUAACCCUUUGACAUUGAGGGUUAUUUUGUAUAGUUUUUUCUAAGACCUGAAUCAUACGCAAGCCCUGACAUCACAUUUUCUCAUGAGUAAAACCUCAAUGAUUUGCUGAUUUUACUGCUUGCUAAAUCCCAUGUUAUGUGCUUGAUGUCUCUGCAUCUUUACUUCCUUCUUGAUGUUGUUGUACCCUUUCUAAAGUAGAAGACUAACAGUGUCUAUAGUAACUACAUGGAUGUACUUUGAACGCGUUAUGAAAACUGAUAAAAAGAUCAGUUAUGUGAUUGUGUUUUAAAAAGACAAAGGAAAUGUCUUACAAUAGCCCUUUUACAGAGUAGAUUGUAAAUGUUGAGUGUAUAACGUUGUACUAUGAUGGUUUUAAUGAUGGUCUCAUUUCUAUUUCUGUAUACACUUUGGUGAUCCUGUCACAUCUGGGUUUUAUAAACCACGCAUAUUUUUUUAAACUGUCGCCCUGGCUCUGGCUUUUUUAUUUUGUCCAUUCCAUAAUAAAAAAUAGUGUUGUCUGUA
Molecule: messenger RNA, 6491 nt
Organism: Salmo salar (Atlantic salmon)
Lineage: Eukaryota; Metazoa; Chordata; Actinopteri; Salmoniformes; Salmonidae
Product: solute carrier family 53 member 1
Biological process (GO): cellular response to phosphate starvation; phosphate ion transport
Cellular component (GO): cytoplasm; Golgi apparatus; plasma membrane
Molecular function (GO): inositol hexakisphosphate binding; phosphate transmembrane transporter activity
Source: RefSeq, a predicted model, not a curated record